GCGUUCCACACAAAUAGCUCACUGACUACUGGCCAUGUCGUUCGGAAAGUUGAAGUCGGCGCGCAAGGGUAAGGAGAUUCACUCCUUCGUCAAGCCUGAAUCAGUCUCGGGAUUUUCGGAUACUAUGAAGGCGGAUACGUCGCCAGGCCCACUGCCCUCUCAAUCUCCAAUGCAGAUCAAUGCAGCAGCCCCAAAGAACUCCCAUGAUACCAUGGUGACAGAUGAGCAGGCUGUAGUCCAGCACUCUCCUCUGUCUCAGGCUUCGGAGGAACAGGCACCGCCAAGAACUCAGGAGCAUCAGUCACCAACUAACCCGACACCGGUGAAGACAAGAGAGAGCACCAACUCCGUGAACCUACACGGCUGUCAUACCGAUCUCCCUUCCUUUCUAGAGAUCAGGGAGUCAAGCAGGCACGGUCGCGGACUUUACGCCAAGACCGCUCUAUCUGCUGGUGAAAUCAUUUUGUCGAUAAUACCCCAUGUCUUUGUCCUCUCGACGCCCAAUCUAGAGUAUUAUUGUUCCGCCUGCGCCGCACCUGCCGCCACGGCCGGACUCAAACGAUGUCCGAAAUGCAAAACAGUCCGGUAUUGCAACUCAGACUGUCAGAAUCGGGACUGGGCGUGGCACAGGCGCGAGUGCAACGCGCUCCAAAAGUGGGCUGCAUCUGCACCCUCAUCUGAUGUCGCGAUUCCCGGCGAGCCGGUCCGUUGCCUGGGCCGCAUUAUGUGGGGAUCUCAGAAAGAAGGGCUGGAUAGCGUGUGGGCGCAGGAGAUUCGGAUGAUGCACUCUAAUCGAAAUUCGCUGCAACCGUCAGCGUUUGGAUCGCACACCCACCUGGCACACUCGGUUGUUCGGUAUCUAGGCGUGUCUUCCCCACAAGAACUCGAACCUUAUGGACUGAAGUCCGCCGGUGAUCUGGUGGAUUUGAUCUCCCGCUUCACGACAAAUACAUUCACGCUCACUACACCCGCGUUGACCCCGAUAGGCAUAUGCGUCUCGCCCACGGUGGCCCUCGCUAACCACUCAUGUGACCCCAACGCUGCGCUCGUUUUCCCUCGCGCCGACGGCGGGUCGCGGGUAAAGGAGCCGCUUCUGAGCCUUGUGGCCCUCCGCAACGUAGCACCAGGGAAAGAGAUUCGAAUAUCAUACGUCGACACGACGUUGCCGAACAGGCUCCGGCAGAAUGAACUGAAGGAGGUCUACAGCUUCUCUUGUCAGUGCAAGCUCUGCUGUCGAACGACGGCCGCGGACCCGCGGGAGGCUCUCUGGUGUCCUAAGUCCUGCGGCGGCAUCUGUCCGUAUCCAACAGAAGAGAGCGGUGAUAGGGCUACACAUUGUGUGAAGUGCAACGCUCAAGUGGGCGACGUUGGCGCUGUGCUAGACGCCUUGCGCGUCGGUCAAGAGGCUCUGGAUAAGGCUAGCUCGCUGCAGUCCAAAGAUCGAGUCAAAGCCCGGCAACUGACCACGAACAUAACUCCCAUCCUCACCUCCGCGGGAGUUACACCUUCUUCACAUCCGCUACUCGCUUUGACGAGGCUCCAUAAAGAACUCCUCAUUGAUAGUCUGUCGUCAUCCUCUCCGACACAGGAAACUCUAGACGAGGCUGUUCGCACAGCGGCUCGGUACACCGCCGGACUCCAGGCCCUCCUUCCAAAGGGACAUCCGGUCCGCGCAGUCGCGCUCGGGGAGCUAGGCAAACUGCUUGCCGUUGACGAACCGGCGCCAACAUCCGCGUCAGAUUAUGCCGGAGCUGAAAAGUUCCCGCCGUCGGGCCCGCCUCGGCUCAAGCUGGCGUACGAGUCCUUCGUCAAGGCACACGAGGAGCUGCUGAUCGGUUUCGGGAAGAAGUCCGGAGGCGGGCUGCUCGGAGCAGAAAUUCGGGAGGCGAUCAUGAGACUGGAGAAGGAGCUUGGCAUCUGGACGACGGGCAUUCGCAAUGUGCUCGAGGACACUCUGGUCUCGGCUCAGAGGGUGGGGCCACCGUCGCAAUGAGCGUUUCAAUGUACUAGAACCGGUUAAGUUAAGUGUAUCUUAUGUC
Messenger RNA from Dichomitus squalens LYAD-421 SS1, 2039 nucleotides. RefSeq names its product SET domain-containing protein. The coding region runs from base 35 to 1993 and encodes 652 amino acids. The record is from RefSeq and is a predicted model, not a curated record. The transcript has 9 exons. Gene Ontology annotation, cellular component: nucleus. Gene Ontology annotation, molecular function: protein binding. Lineage: Eukaryota; Fungi; Basidiomycota; Agaricomycetes; Polyporales; Polyporaceae.